Molecule: messenger RNA, 1906 nt
Organism: Striga asiatica
Lineage: Eukaryota; Viridiplantae; Streptophyta; Magnoliopsida; Lamiales; Orobanchaceae
Source: the annotation of a GenBank genome assembly
GUCAGAAAAAACAAAAUAAAAAGGUCACAUAUCAAAACUCUAUUUUCCACUUUUUACAACAAUAUCCCAAUUUUAUUUCCCAUUUCUAGGGUUUUUUCCCCUGCUUCUUUCAAACUCCUGAAAAUCCCCAAUAAUCAGUCCAAUUAUGUCGUUUACUAAAUUCUAUACCGUGUAAUGCUAGCUCAAUGAUCUCUAGUUUUUUUUUUUUGUUUAGUUUAGUGCUCUGAUAUGGAGGCCGCGCCCGCAAAAUCGGCUGCAGCCAACGGCGAAGGCGACGGGGGAGUGGCCGCUCCGCUGCCCGCACCGAUGCCGGCGGCGAACGCGCCGCCUCCGUUCCUGGUGAAGACGUACGACAUGGUGGACGACCCCGGCACGGACAAGAUAGUGUCGUGGGGCCCCAACAACAACACAUUCGUCGUGUGGGACUCUGCGGAGUUUGCUAAAGACUUGCUGCCGAAGUACUUCAAGCACAACAAUUUUUCGAGCUUCGUUCGCCAGCUCAACACCUAUCUUACGGAUAUUGAUUUUGAGUUUACGCUUUUAGGGACAGAAUCAGAUAGAUGCAUAGUUACUAAAGGAGAACAUGCGGCACUCACCAGUGAAAAGGCAGGUGCCUUUCGAGUGGGGGCAUUCGAGACAGAGGGUUUCAAAAAGGUCGAUCCCGACCGCUGGGAGUUCGCCAACGAGGGAUUCUUACGCGGGCAGAAGCACCUCCUCAAAGGCAUCACCCGCCGGAAACCCGCUCACGGCCACCACCACCAACCGCCGCCCAACGGCCAGACCUCGGCCGGCCCUUGCGUGGAGGUCGGCAAAUUCGGCCUCGAAGAAGAGGUCGAGCGGCUCAAACGGGACAAAAACGUUCUAAUGCAGGAACUCGUCCGUCUCCGGCAGCAGCAGCAGACGACCGACGGCCAGCUUCAGGCAAUGGUCCAGCGUCUCCAAGGCAUGGAACAACGCCAACAGCAAAUGAUGUCAUUCCUCGCGAAAGCCGUCAACAGCCCGGGCUUCCUGGCCCACUUCAUGCAGCAGCAGCAGCCCGAAAGCGAGGCCCGCCGCAUAAGCGAGGGCAACAAGAAGAGGCGUCUGAAGCCGGACGAAAGUUGCGACGAAAACUCCUCGCCACAUCAGCAGAUCGUCAAGUACCAGCCGAUGAUGAACGAGGCGGCUAAAUCCAUGCUCCGGCAGAUCAUGAAGCUCGACUCCUCCUCCCCGCGGCUCGAGGACAGCCCGCCGCCGCAGCCGGCGGUUUCCGGCGGGUUGACCCUUCAGGAGGUGGUCGUCCGUUCGCCGGAGAUGCUGCCUCCGGCGGCCGGAAUCCACCCGCCGCCGGUGACGGCGGAGGACUCGAUCAUGACGGAGCUUUCGCAGAUGGUGGUGCCGCCGCCGGAUUUCGAUAUUGGUGGGCUUUCGCCGGAUCCUCAUAUGGAGUGGGAUGCGGGGAAUUUAUUGGAUGAAAUACCCGAGCUUCCGGGAGUUAGCGACCCGUUUUGGGAGAAGUUUCUGGAGAGUCCGGUGUGUCCGGAGGAGGAUGUGGCGGCGGAAGCGGCGGCGGAAGGGGAGGAAUUGAGGCCGCCGGAGGAAAAUGGGUGGGACAAGACGACGCAGAAUGUGGCACGGCUGACGGAGCAGAUGGGGAUGCUGACGUCGGAUGCGGAGAAGGUUUGAUUUGUUUGUUUUUUGAAAUUAUCAUGUGGUUUGGUAGGUUUAUGAUGUGUUGUUAGGGUGUAACGUGUCCGUUGGCCUUGGCUAACUUGGGCUAUUUGAAAAAAGUUGGGACAAUUCGUUUGGUGGUGUCUAAGUAAUGUUAUUUAUAUAUGUUUUUGCUUGCACAUAUAAAAGUGUACCACUUUUACACAGCUUGUUUGAAAUUUGUAUGCUUAAUUACCGUUUUGCUCUUCCUUCCGAG